Suillus bovinus is the source of this 2403-nucleotide messenger RNA. RefSeq lists its product as uncharacterized. The transcript has 5 exons. The coding region runs from base 1 to 2403 and encodes 800 amino acids. The record is from RefSeq and is a predicted model, not a curated record. NCBI's taxonomy places the organism in Eukaryota, Fungi, Basidiomycota, Agaricomycetes, Boletales, Suillaceae.
AUGUUCCAGGACAUCCGAGCCCAGCAAGAGGCUCAGGGCCUGGACCCAUGGGCGCCAUUUACCGAUGAGAAGGAGUGGGGGUUAGUGAAAUGGUUGGUCUCACGUGUUGGCCACACUGCAAUAGAUGAAUUUCUGAAACUCCCAAUUACUAGCCAUAUGAAGACCUCAUUCACAAGCAAAUAUUCGCUGCUGAAAGCCAUCGACAAACUUCCUCGUGCGACCAAAUGGGAACUGAAGAAGAUCAACGUGGUGGGCAAUAGAACUGCCAAUGAUGGGCAGCGUGAGAUGGAGGACCUUGAGUUGUGGUUGCACAACCCAGUAGACUGCAUUCGCAAGUUGAUGAGCAAUCCAGAGUUUGAUCAAGGGGUGUCAUACGUACCAGAAAGGGUCUUUGCAGAUAAGGAGGGAAAGACGCAGGUGUUUGAUGAGAUGUGGAUGGGAGAUUGGUGGUGGGAAAUGCAGCAUAGAUUACCCAAAGGGGCGGUUGUUGCACCAGUGAUCCUGGCCUCGGAUAAAACCUCCCUAUCGCAAUUCUGUGGGGAUCAGGAAGUAUGGCCCGUCUACUUGACACUUGGCAAUAUCUCUAAAGACAUUCGACAUCAGCCGUCAAAGCGCGCAGCCAUCCUAAUCGCCUACUUACCGAUAUCCAAGCUGGAUGCGGGUGAGAAGGGAGUUGAAGUUACUUGCCCAGAUCAUCAAGUACAGCGCCUGUAUCCAAUUGUGGCAGCAUACAUUGCCGACUUUCCAGAGCAAUGUCUCGUUGCCUGCUGUAUGGAAAACAGGUGUCCAAAAUGCACUGUCGGACGUGACAACCAUGGAGAUAUGAGAGAGUCAGCACCACGGAGACGAGACACGACAAUGGCAAACUUACGGCUUCACUCUGAGGGUGAAAUGAGCAGUGAUCAGUUCGAGAGUAAGCUGGGUCUGCGGGCAAUUUACUCACCUUUUUGGGCUGCUCUCUCCCACAAUGAUAUCUUUCUCUGCAUGACCCCUGACAUCCUGCACCAACUCCACAAGGGUGUAUUCAAGGACCAUCUCGUUAGCUGGUGCUUGAAAAUUAUCGGCAAGGAUGAACUCAACACACGUUUCAAGGCAAUGAGUUCCUACGCCGGAUUACGGCACUUCAAAAAAGGUAUCUCGAAAUGCAAGCAAUGGACGGGAGCCGACUACAGGGAAUUGGAGCGCGUUUUCCUUUGUGUUAUUGCCGGUGCUGUUGACAACAGAGUACUUGCGUCAGUACGUGGAGUGUUGGACUUUAUUUACUACGCACAGUACCAGUCCCAUACUGAAGAAAGCCUGUCUCGCAUGCAAGCCGCACUGGAGUUGUUCCACGCCAACAAGAAUGUCUUUGUUGAACAUGGGGUGCGGGAGCACUUCAAUAUACCGAAAAUCCACUCGAUGGUACACUGUGUCGAUUCAAUCUGUUUGUUUGGGAGUGCCAACGGUUUUAACACGGAGCUUCCUGAACGCCUCCACAUAGAUUUCGCCAAGUGUGCGUAUUGUGCUUCCAAUCGCUGUGAUUAUGUUAUUCAAAUGACUACAUGGCUAUGCCGUCAAGAAUCUAUCUACCUUCAAGAUGCUUAUCUGCGUUGGCGGGCCUCACAACAUCCCACUAACAACAAUUCUCACUCACAGGACUUGGAUUCCAGUAUCAACUCUGGCUCUGAUGACGAGACACCUUCACCAGCUGACCACCACCAGCUACGAGUGGCAGACCUACCUCAGCAGAUACAUCAUUUCACGAUGUUCACAGCAUCUCGCAGAUAUUUUGUCCCUAGGACAUGCCCAUUCCCAAACUCAAUGUUUCAGCAGUUAGUUGAUAACCACAACACUUCCCUCAUCAUUCCUGCUCUUGAACAGUUUCUCCACCACAAUCUGCGAACUCAGCCCUGCCGAAAACUGACACUGCAAGACCGUGUUGAUGUGUAUAAGUAUGUGAAGGUGGUCUCACCCGCACGACCACAUUUCAACAGCGCCAAAUGCAUGUUCAAGGUCCGGGCAUCACCAGAGAUUGCACCAAAGGACACCAGGAAAUUACUGGCUCCUGCGCGCUAUGAUACGGUCCUUGUGAUUGAAAAUUGGGAGGAGUACACUGGUGAGGGUAUCUCGGGGCUUUGUGUCGGCGAAGUAAAGCACGUGUUCAACCUGCCACCACAUCUGGGUCAUUUUGCAUGCCUGCUGGUGUAUAUUCACUGGUUCCACCCGCUUCAGACUUUCAACGAAAAUCUACAGAGUUUUCGACUCACCAAGUCUUUGUGGCAACAUCGACCCAAUGCAGCAGUUGUACCAGUUGACCGAGUGCUUCGGCCAGUUCACCUCACGCCCUGGAUCAGUCGAGAGGCGGCAGAAGAGUUUUACCUCAACAGAUAUAUUGAUUUAGAAUUAUUUGAGCACCUCUUGUAG